UUUUCUUUCUUCCAGAAGACAAAUAAAGAGGGAACAAAUUCGUGUUUCUCGUUCUUCGCCUUCUUUAAUACGUAUUUCUUUCGGUAAAAAAAAAAACGAAGUAGAAAAAUGUCUACAUCUUUGCCGCUCUCGUUUUGCAGGUUGAAGGGCACAUCCACGGCCACUAGGGCUCCAUUUCUCUCAUCACUCAAAUGUUCUUCUCUUCCUUCUUCCAUUUCUUUUUCUUUGAUUCCGUUUCAGCCGCUCCAGCUCUUUCGAUCUGCUUCGAAAACAUCAUCCAGGAGUUUCUCAUGCGUGUUUUUCUCCUCGAAAACUAAGGCAAUGGCUGAGCUCGUCCAAGAUAAGGAAGAAUCCGGUGUGCCCGACGCCGCUUGUAGUGGAGGCGGAAGGCUGCCGGAGGAGCAUUCCCGUACCUUUCUUGAAGCUCGCUCCGAGCAAGAACUCAUAUCUGGGAUUAGGAAGGAAGUAGAAGCGAAAAGACUACCCCCAAAUGUUGCAGCAGGAAUGGAAGAACUUUAUCAGAAUUAUAGAAAUGCGGUUUUCCAAAGUGGAGAUCCUGCAGCUGCUGAGAUUGUGCUGUCUAACAUGGCUGUUGCAUUUGACCGUGUACUUUUGGAAUUGGAGGAUCCUUUUGUCUUUGAACCCUACCACAAAGCAUUGCGAGAGCCAUUUGACUACUAUAUGUUUGGUCAAAAUUAUAUCCGGCCUUUGGUUGAUUUCAGAAAUUCAUACCUUGGCAAUCUUUAUUUCUUCAAUGAAAUAGAAGAAAAGCUUAAGCAGGGUCAUAAUGUUGUACUCAUAUCCAACCAUCAGUCUGAAGCUGACCCAGCCAUCAUUGCUUUGUUGCUUGAGAAAACAAAUCCGUUUAUUGCUGAGAACAUGAUCUAUGUUGCAGGGGAUAGAGUAAUAACAGAUCCUCUUUGUAAGCCUUUCAGCAUGGGAAGGAAUCUAAUAUGUGUGUACUCCAAAAAACACAUGUAUGAUGUUCCUGAGCAUGUUGAGAUGAAAAGAAGAGAAAACACAAGAAGUUUGAAAGAGAUGGCUUUGCUGCUAAGGGAUGGCUCUAAAAUAGUGUGGAUUGCACCAAGUGGUGGCAGGGACCGCCCAGAUUCCCUUACAGAAGAAUGUCAUCCAGAACCCUUUGAUUCUUCUUCAGUAGACAAUAUGAGAAGGCUCAUAAGACACUCAGGUGGAGCAGGGCAUAUAUAUCCCUUGGCUCUAUUGUGCUACGACAUCAUGCCCCCUCCACCCAAGGUUGAAAAGGAAAUUGGAGAAAAAAGAAUCAUUGCUUUUCAUGGGGUUGGAUUGUCAGUGGCGCAAAAAAUCUGCCCCCUGGAAACUGCUGCUGCUUGUAAAAAUUCUGAAGAGGCUAAAGGUGCAUACGCACAAGCACUGCAUAGAUCUGUGACUGAGCAAUACAAUGUCCUCAAACGCGCCAUACAUGGCAAACAAGGGUUAGAGGCAACAACCGCAGGUGUCUUUCUGUCGCAGCCACGGAUCUAGUCAAAACCUGGUAAUAGGUCAUUUUUCGAUGCUUUAAUUUUUGACUCGUUAACAAGAAAGGCAUCAGAUACGUAGGCAGAAGAAUGUCCUGCAAGAUGAACCAUGUUUGCUUAUUGAUACCCACAGUAGAGCACCUUUUAGGGGAGCUGAAUCCAUCGGAAACUGAAGCUAUUCCAAGAGUGUGCUUCAGGUUCGCUCUGUACAGGUCUUACUUCGUUGAGAGACUCAAACUUGUAGCCUAUAGCCAAUUCUUAACUGUGAAUAUGAUACAUUCAAAUUUGGUUCA
Molecule: messenger RNA, 1789 nt
Organism: Hibiscus syriacus
Lineage: Eukaryota; Viridiplantae; Streptophyta; Magnoliopsida; Malvales; Malvaceae
Product: glycerol-3-phosphate acyltransferase ATS12, chloroplastic-like
Exons: 13
Coding region: 109-1503 (464 amino acids)
Biological process (GO): glycerophospholipid metabolic process
Molecular function (GO): glycerol-3-phosphate O-acyltransferase activity
Source: RefSeq, a predicted model, not a curated record